CAAAAAUGAAAAAUGGAUUAAAAGUGUUAUUUGGAAUUUCAUUUUUAGUUUUAAUUGAUGCUAAACCAAAAAAAGGGGGGAGGAGGGUGGGUUACGGUGUUGUCUUCUCCAGUCUUAGUUGUUCACCGUCUUCAAUCCAGUCCUUCAACCGAUCGCCUUUCUAGGGAUGUACGGGGGAAGAUGACGGGCAGUGCCAAAUCAAAUCUAGGGUUCAUCAUCAUCGCCUUCUUUUUCUCGGGCUAUUGCGGAGGGGAAUCUUCCACGUGUUUGACGGUUUACAAACAAGGAGGAGCUCCCGCUGUGUUUCAGUCCCCCAAAUGUCCUCGUUGGAAUUGGCCUUCUCCUUCUCGCUCCCGCACUGGGGAUGCUCGUUGCCACACGGCUGCCCUUCAAGGCCGCCGCAAAUACCAAGAGGACCGUCUUCUUUGUGCUCUUGAUCUCCGCAUUCCCUUUCCCGGGAAGAGUGGAACCAAGGAUGUUUUGGUUGGGAUUGCCGCUGUCUUUGACGGCCACAAUGGUGCAGAAGCCAGUGACAUGGCCUCCAGACUUUUGUUGGAUUAUUUUGCCUUGCACAUCAACUUCCUCUUGGACGCAACCUUUUCUUCUAUGACCACCCCCACGAAGCAGCUGAUUCGAAGGUUACCAAGUAAUGGAGAUCACCCUGUUAUUCCGCUUCGUGAUGAAAUCAUGCAUCUAUACAACCUGGAUCCUAAUAUGCAAACGAGAGACCCAUCGCCAUUAAAGUUUGAUGAUUCUCUUCACUUGAAUAUAAUUAAGGAAGCAUUGCUGAGAGCGAUCCAUGACAUUGAUGCCACAUUUACAAAGGAAGCAUCUAACCGAAAGUUGAAUUCAGGUUCUACGGCUACAGUUGCACUUUUCGCUGAUGGUCAACUAAUGGUUGCCAGUAUCGGUGACUCUAAGGCACUCUUGUGCUCCGAAAAGUUUGAGACUCCGGAUGAAGCUAGAGCUACUUUAGUGAAGCUGUACAGGGAGCGAAGGCGCAAUCCAGACUCUUCUUCCCCAUCACGGUUCUCUGACUUCAAACUGGAACAUAGCAAUGGGCGACUGCGUUUGAUUGCCAAAGAAUUGACAAAAGAUCAUCAUCCAAAUAGAGAAGAUGAAAAAAAUCGUGUUGAAGCUGCAGGAGGUUAUGUCACUGAAUGGGCCGGUGUGUCACGAGUAAACGGUCAACUAGCUGUCUCCCGUGCAAUUGGCGACCUUACUUUUAAAAGUUACGGUGUCAUCUCUGCACCUGAGGUGCUAGACUGGCAGCCGCUACUGGCUAAUGACAGCUACUUGGUAGUGUCAUCUGAUGGCAUCUUUGAAAACUUGAAGGUGCAAGAUGUAUGUGAUCGUCUGGGGGAAGUAAACAAUCAAACCAGCUAUGGUGCAGGACUGCCUUCUUACUGCUCUGUUUCUUUGGCAGACUGCUUGGUGAAUACUGCCUUUGACAAGGGAAGCAUGGAUAACAUGGCUGCUGUUGUUGUUCCUCUAAAAUCUAAUCUAGUUUCUCAGCUUCAACGGAAGGAGCAGAGUAUUGGUAACAACAAAUAUAAGAUCAAUUCAGCACUGACGAGUAACACAUGUGCACUACCACUACCUGGUGAUAUAAGUUCGGGUCCAUUGCAAUUCAAGCAGGCUCAACCACAUGCAACCAUGUUCAACAGGUUACUGGUUGAAGUUAAAAACGGAAGCUUUUACUGCUUUUAUAUGUCAGAGCACCUUAUGGGUACGUCUCUGGGACAAAUGGACAAUUUGAAUGAUUACAUGAGUGACUUGCCUCAGGUUCUACCUGCAUCUGUUGAGCCAUUCUCUGGCUGGUGCUUGCCUUCUGCGACGGCUACUAACGAGAAUCAAGACCAGUGUAUCAAUCCUGAUAGCUUUGCUACUUUCCUUGGGUUACUUGAAUCUGUACCCUUCCAUGGUUUUGGUGCUAAUAACGGGACGGAGGAAAUUCCAUUUCCGGACUCGAGCUAUGUCCUGAAGAAAAAAUUUGGGCGUGGUGCAUUUGGUGAGGUAUGGUUGGCAUUUCACUGGAAUUGCUAUCAAGGAAGUAACGCUACUAGUUGGAUCCAGGAAGAUGAGAAUACAUCAAAAAGUGGUGGUCAUACCAACGAAUACGUUGAUAACGUAACUAGCAGUACAUCUACAGAUCAUUAUGAUGCUAAUGCUCCUGAUAACUCCUUCAUUUUGAAGCGUAUAAUGGUAGAGAGAGGACCAACUGUAUAUUUAAGUGGUCUAAGGGAGAAACAUUUUGGUGAACUGUUUCUAAAUGCAUACAGCAUAAGUGGAAGUUCUUCAGCGCAAACGUCAAGUCCUCAAUCAGCAUCAUCAGAACUAGAUCUCUCUGAAGAGGGUUUGAAACAUAUUGCAAGAUACAUAGAGUAUUUUGAAUCUCGAUAUAAUGACAUAUGGCUUGUGUUUCAUCACGAGGGUGUGUCUUUAUCAAAGCUGAUGUACACUGUGGAAGAAGCAGAGAAUAUCCCUGCUGGUGAAAAGGCUGAAGAGGCAAGUCAUGGGCAGAUACUUCGUCCGUCAAACUGGUGGAAAUGGUUGAAGACAACAGAUUCAGGAAAAGAAGAAAUGCGCAGAAUAAUAUGGCAAUUGUUGCUGGGUCUAAAGGCCUGCCAUGAUCGCAAUAUUACUCACAGAGAUAUAAAACCCGAGAAUAUGGUGAUAUGCCUUGAAGACAUCAAGUCAGGCAGAUGCUUAAAGGGUGCACCAAAAGGAGAUUAUAACUUCAAAACUAAAAUGCGCAUCAUCGACUUUGGCAGUGCACUUGAUGAAUUCACAAUGAAACAUUAUUAUGGUUCAGUAGGUCCUUCAAGAGCAGAACAAACUCAUGAUUAUGCACCGCCCGAAGCCAUUCUGAACAGCAGCUGGCACCGUGGGCCGACCAGUUUGACAAUGAAAUACGAUAUGUGGAGUGUUGGGGUUGUGAUGUUAGAAAUGAUUUUAGGAUCACCAAACGUUUUUGAUAUUAGUUCUGUUACACGUGCCCUUUUGGAUCAACAUAUCAGAGGUUGGAGUGAAAACUUUAAAGAGCUUGCAUACAAACUUCGAUCCUUUAUGGAAAUGUGCAUCCUAAUCCCAGGUAGCUCUUUAAAACAUGGUGGAGCCAGCUCAAAGCAGGGUGGGAUUUCGCUUGCGUCAUGGAAAUGCUCUGAAGAAUUUUUUGGAGAACAGAUAAAGAGUAGAGACCCUCUUAAAAUUGGGUUUCCUAAUGUUUGGGCUUUAAGGUUGGUGCGGAGUCUAUUACAGUGGUACCCUGAGGACAGAAUGAAUGUUGAUGAAGCUCUGCAGCACCCUUAUUUCCAGCCUCCCCCGAGCUCCUGAUUGUAGAGAAAAAAAGGAGGAUACGGUUUCUCUUGCCGCAGUUAUAAAUUGGCAAACAAAACAAGCGGUGGUUUGAUGAUUGGGGAACAUCCUUGUCUUGAAGAAAUUUAGAAGUCUGUAGAGAAGACUUGAGUUGUAUAUCAACGUAUCUCACAAGUCGAUUCCCUUUGUGAAAUAUGAAUGAAUAAAUAGUCCAAAAGGGAAGUGAGGAAGCACAAAAGGUUGUGGAUAAAAAUAGAAAACAUUGUUACAAAGUACUUUUGAGUCUCUUACCUGUAAAUUGCUGAAAUUUCGUGUUAAUAUUUGUUGUCUUUACAAAUUAGUACAAUCUUUCUUGGGAAAGUAAACUCAUUAGGAUUUUAACA
Molecule: messenger RNA, 3701 nt
Organism: Brassica napus (rape)
Lineage: Eukaryota; Viridiplantae; Streptophyta; Magnoliopsida; Brassicales; Brassicaceae
Exons: 21
Coding region: 58-3336 (1092 amino acids)
Biological process (GO): protein dephosphorylation; protein phosphorylation
Cellular component (GO): cytosol; nucleus
Molecular function (GO): protein kinase activity; protein serine/threonine phosphatase activity; ATP binding
Source: RefSeq, a predicted model, not a curated record